This is a messenger RNA of Pediculus humanus corporis (human body louse), 2367 nucleotides long. RefSeq names its product prominin, putative. Gene Ontology annotation, cellular component: membrane. NCBI's taxonomy places the organism in Eukaryota, Metazoa, Arthropoda, Insecta, Psocodea, Pediculidae. The record is from RefSeq and is a predicted model, not a curated record. The transcript has 14 exons. The coding region runs from base 1 to 2367 and encodes 788 amino acids.
AUGCGUUUGAUUCAAGUCAAUGGAAAUACCAUCACAAUCGGUGACAUUGAAGAAAAUUGGUUGUUUUGGUUGCAACAUUAUGUGGCGAUCGCUGUCGUGGUUGCCAUAGGACUUGCCUUUGCCGUUUUAAUGCCAAUCGUGGCUUUGUUUUUCUGUUGCUGUCGUUGCGGAGGAAAAUGCGGAGCUCGUCCAAAACACGAAAAACACAAUGAUUCCUGUAAAAGGACAACGGUUUCUAUUCUACUCGGUGGUGUUGCCGUUAUCAUUUUAUUUGGUGUGGUUUGUGCGUUUGUAACUAACGAACACAUGAAAGAAGGAAUAGAACAACUUCCUGAAAAAGUAUCGACGAAUUUAGUCGAUACGAAAUUAUAUUUGGAUAACACGAAAAAAGAAGUUAAUCAUUUAUUGGUAAUAAAUUAUCAAGAAUUGAAAAAUCAUUUGGGUCAUAGAAUUGACGAUGCUGGGGAAAUAGUGAAAAAUCAAUUAGCCGUUGUUUCCCAUGCUGUCGCUUUGAGCAAUUUAACGAAUCUCGUUUCCGGAAUGGAAAUAAUAAAAAACGAUUUAGCAUCGAUACAAAAAUCUACGGAAAAACUUCAAGAGUUGGCAUUGACUCUCGGUGAUUAUUUGGACGUAACGAGAGACGAAUUAUUACAAGAAUUAUACAAUUGUAAAGAUAUAGCAGCUUGUAGAGAAUUACUAAAUCAUCAUCAAGUCGCAGAAUUAAAAGUUGUAGAAAAUUUCAAUGGCCUUCCGGAUGUUGCGAAUACAUUCGUUACAAUUUCACGAUUGUUAGGAGAUCACGAAUCCUUUGAUUCGAUACAGAAAAGAGUUUUAGAAGGACAAAAAAAUUUUAACAAUAUUAAAUACGAAAUAUCCGAAUCUUUAAAAGAUGUUAAACCCGAUUUUAUAAGAGGUUUUGAAACGACUGAAACUAAACUAAACGAAAUAAAUAUAAAAAUUCAAAAUUCUCUUGAUAAUAUGAAAUCAUUAGUCGAAGAUUUCAAUAAAGGUCCCGUUGCUCAAGCCAAACAAUACAUCGACGAAUAUGCCAUAUACAGAUAUUAUUUAGGAUUGGGAGUAAGCGGUGUUCUUUUAUUAAUAUUACUUUGUUUGACAUUUGGUUUGUUGUGUGGAAUAUGUGGUAAAAGACCAGAAGAAAUGUACAGCGACGAUGGAGAUUGUUGCAACACAGUUUCCGGAGCUCGUUUUCUUAUGCUUGCCGUUUGGUUAAUAUUUUUAUUUUCAUCCGUUUUGAUGGUUAUAACGUUGGCACAUUUUCUCCUGGGAAUGGCAACCGAAAUAGCCGUCUGUCAACCAUUGAAAUCUCCGACGGACAAUAAAGUUUUCGGUUUGGUCGAUGAAUUUGUCAAUUUGGAAAGUUUAAACGAAGGACAGAGAGGAGAUUUAAAACUCAGCGAAUUGAAAAAUGUCGUUAACAUCGAAGAAGUUUUAGAACAUUUAGACGAAUAUCAAAUCCAACAAAAAGUCAAUCAGUUUAAAAGCAAAAUAAAAGUAAGAACUGAUAAAUUGGAAUUAUUAACGCCGGAUGCGAAAGCUAAAUUAAAAGCAUUAGCUGAUUCUUCAUUAAAUGACAUUAAUUUUGAUAAAUACACACAAUUGUUAAGUUACGAACUUCGUACAAAUGCGGAAAAAAUACCAGAUCAUGCGAGCAGCGGCUUCGAUUUAACAAAAAUAAAAAAAUUACUCCGAGCCAAAGCUCAAUUUUUAGAUUUGUUACAAAGGGAUUCGGUUGCUCAAAUUAGAAACGAAAUACUAAACCUUAAAUCCAAUGUUUCGACGUUGAAAGAACAUUUAAAAUUUAAUCACACGAGUUUACGGGAUGCUCUCGAUAAUUUACUCUACGAGGUUGAUCGGGCACAAUUGUACCUAAUGAAAAAUGGCACGACUGAAUUGAAAUCGCUUUUAGAUGAGUUUGUGCAUCAAACGCAAGAAAAAAUGAGAGACUAUUUAAAGAGAGUCGUAAACAAAACGGAAAAUUCAAUCGGAAAAAGUGGUCCCGUGAGCAAUGCCGAAUAUCUUUACGACGCCUAUGCUGACAGGGAUAACAUGCCCCUCGCAAUGACUCAAAUUGAUAAGAAAAAGAAAAAAAAUCAUCACAACAAGAAUUAUCAGGAUAAUUUUGAAAGCGGGAGUAAUGCACCGUAUUUGCAAGACUACAGCGCACAUUUAGGUCGAUCCGACAGGAGUUCAUCGGCAAACAAUGAGGCUAGAUAUAAUGACAUGGCUCCAAAACAUUGGAACGACUAUUCCAAUUCACGUGGAGGUUCAAACGGUCCCCCAAGGUAUCAUCAUCCAUCAUCAACAGAAUAUGAAAGACCACCGCCAUAUUAUUAUCCAGGACCGUAA